AUGUCUUCCUUUACCAAAGCCAAAGCCGGCAUCUCCGCCAUUGCCGUUGGUGCCGUCAUCACUGUCGGGUCCCUGACCGGCGCGCAACUCAAGGCCGACAAGCAAAAGGCCGACGCCAUUCGAGAAUUCCGCGAGACCUCGCCGCACGAACAAAUUGCCGUCCUGGAGGAGCAGAAGAGAGCGCUGCUGGACACCAGGGGCCAAAUACAACGGAAAAUCGAUCUUUUCGAGGAGAAGGUGAAAGAGCGCGAGGCGGAAAAGGCGAGACGAAGGGCUAUUAGGGCGCAAAGGAAAACAGAAUGA
This is a messenger RNA of Emericellopsis cladophorae, 303 nucleotides long. RefSeq lists its product as uncharacterized. Bases 1 to 303 code for a protein of 100 amino acids. The record is from RefSeq and is a predicted model, not a curated record. NCBI's taxonomy places the organism in Eukaryota, Fungi, Ascomycota, Sordariomycetes, Hypocreales, Bionectriaceae. The transcript has a single exon.